AUCAAUUUAUUCAAAAAGCAAUGAUUGUGUAGUUUUUGUUGAUCCUGAUGGAACGAGGCUGGGCUUCACGUCCCGUGGUUGCAACCUUUUCAUGACGUCGAGCCAGUUGUUUUGGUCCUCUCUGCCCAAUCGGAGGCUCCUCUCACAUUCUACCGGAGCCGAAAUGGGUCUGUUCGUGCAGCGGCGGCUCCGUCCUCCCGUAAGCACCAUAACGCCCUUCGUCGGGUGCCGUGUGGUGCCCGACUGCUGCUGCUUUAAACGGCAGCACUGACAUGGAAACCCCUCUGCACCUGCACAACGAUUUCUUCCCAGAGCAGCAGCAGUUCCAGCAUUGUAAGUACCAGCACUACUGCGGGCGGGAGGAUCGGCUCGGCAAGCGGCCGCACGACCGAUGCUGCACCUGCAGUAGCUGCACCUGUGACGCGCGGAAAAGCCUCGUCUUUCGCGGGACGUCGCCGAUCACUGUGGGAACUUUGAGGACACCUUCGGAGACGUCUUCCAGGCAAGGUUGCCAGUACAGCGUGUGCGAGUUCACACCUUCUAGUCAUGGUAGUUCAUCCAGACACCAUCCUCCGCCUCCUCCUCCUCCUCCUCCUCCUCACCAUCAGCAGCAGCAGCAGCAGCAGUGCCGCGGUCGGGGCAGCCUGGGCAGCGGCCACAAAGACAGUAACUCCUACAAUGAAAUAGCCAUGAGCAGCUGCAGAUACAACGGCGGCGUCAUGCGUCCGCUGAGCAACUUGAGCUCGUCCCGCAGAAACAUACACGAGUUUGAUUCCGAGUCCCAGCCUCUGCAGCCCAUCUCAGCCGCGGAUGCAUCGGACCCUCUGUCGUCCAAGCCGGAGAACAAUUCCACCACCCUGAUGCCUUACGCAUCGGGGGACGCGGGGGGAGGCUGCGGCCACAGCGGCGGCAAAUCGGGGAAGAAGAAGAACCAGAACAUUGGGGAGAAGCUCGGGCACCGGAGGGCCCUGUUCGAGAAGAGGAAGCGUCUCAGCGACUAUGCUUUAAUCUUUGGGAUGUUUGGGAUCGUUGUUAUGGUUAUAGAGACUGAACUCUCAUGGGGAGCCUAUGGAAAGGAGUCCCUGUAUUCAUUAGCUCUAAAAUGCCUGAUAAGCCUUUCUACAAUCAUCCUCCUGGGGCUGAUUAUCAUUUACCACGCCAGAGAGAUACAGUUAUUUAUGGUGGACAACGCAGCCGAUGACUGGAGGAUAGCCAUGACGUAUGAGCGCAUCUUCUUCAUCUGCCUGGAGAUCCUGGUGUGCGCCAUCCACCCUAUCCCAGGGAACUACACCUUCACCUGGACCGCACGCCUGGCCUACUCCUACGUGCCAUCCAAGACUGAUGCGGACGUGGACAUCAUCUUGUCCAUACCCAUGUUCCUGCGGCUGUACCUCAUCGCCCGUGUCAUGCUGCUGCACAGCAAGCUCUUCACGGACGCUUCAUCCCGCAGCAUCGGUGCACUCAACAAGAUUAACUUUAACACACGCUUCGUGAUGAAGACCCUCAUGACCAUCUGUCCUGGCACUGUGCUGCUGGUCUUCACCAUCUCGCUGUGGAUCAUUGCUGCAUGGACUGUCAGAGCUUGCGAGAGGUACCAUGACAACCAGGACAUAACCAGCAACUUUCUAGGAGCCAUGUGGUUGAUCUCAAUCACGUUUCUUACCAUUGGAUAUGGGGAUAUGGUCCCAAACACAUACUGUGGGAAAGGAGUCUGCCUCCUGACUGGCAUCAUGGGUGCUGGCUGCACUGCUCUGGUGGUCGCUGUGGUGGCAAAGAAACUGGAAUUAACCAAAGCUGAAAAACACGUCCACAAUUUUAUGAUGGAUACCCAGCUAACAAAAAGAGUGAAAAACACAGCUGCGAAUGUUCUCAGGGAGACGUGGCUCAUCUACAAGAACACUAAACUGGUGAGGAAGAUGGACCACGCCAGAGUCAGGAAGCACCAGAGGAAAUUUCUCCAAGCCAUUCACCAAUUGAGAAGUGUUAAAAUGGAGCAACGCAAGCUGAAUGACCAAGCAAACUCUCUAGUGGACCUUGCUAAGACUCAGAACAUCAUGUAUGACAUGAUAUCGGACUUGAACGAGCGAGGCGAGGACAUGGAGAAGAGGAUUGCCUUGCUGGAGACAAAGCUGGAGACUCUAUUGAGUAACUUGCAGGCUCUGCCAGGACUCAUCAGCCAGGUCAUCAGCCAGCAGCACAGGGACUUCCUGGAGGUGCAGCUCCAGCCUUAUGACAAACACAGCCCUGAGCGCUCACAGUCAGUGUCCCGACGGAGGUCGUCCUCCACUGCACCGCCCACCUCCUCCGAGAGCAGCUAGAGUCCAAGGAGAAUGCCUCCACUGAAGACUUUUGCCAUCAUAUGGCCAAGUUGCAUUUAUCGUAAAGCCUUAUGGUUUCAAUACGUAUUAUCCAAAAUUCUGAUGACAGAAUCCAAGAUACUGGGGACAGAUGGAUUUUAAUGGAUAACUUCAUGCUGUUAUUUGUUUUUUAUUACCUCAAAAGAUGUUGUUAUCCUUGCUCUGGUGACAAGACCUCAAAUAAUGGCGCUUCCCUCAGUAAAAACUAAAAGGCCUAUCGAUGGGGCUACGAUAAGGACUCUACUCCAUCUCUAUGCAGAGGUAGCCAGUUUUAGGUGGCAAGGUUUAACAAGUGUGAAACUAUUGCACUAAAAUAGUGCUUCUCACAGACUUUGUGCUUCUGCGGGCUUGAUUCAGUUUCUCUGCUCCUCAAAGCAAACCAAUGAGAAAUCAGUCAGGGAGAAUGAUGAUGUUGAGGAAAUGUGCUGUGUUUGACGGUCUGGAGUGAACUGAUAGCAGGAGAAGAUGAAAAUCGCUCCUGCACACUGUCACUCAGAGAUAACUUAAAAAGCUUGAAAUGAAGGGGGGAAAAAGCAUAUAUCUUUUAGGUUAGAAACAGCAUCAACUAUAGUGGUUUUCUUUUUGCAGAGUGCCCCUGUAGAAUGACUAUUUUUGGGGCGCAAUUGCAAAUAAUUUAAUCCUCUAGUCGAAAUGAAUGCAUUAAAAUCUGUACUUGCACUUACUUUUUAAUCAAUGCACUUCAAUGCUGACUGACAUAUGAUAUAAAGAUGCGUUGCUCAUUAAAAAGAAGAACAUUU
Molecule: messenger RNA, 3115 nt
Organism: Paralichthys olivaceus (Japanese flounder)
Lineage: Eukaryota; Metazoa; Chordata; Actinopteri; Pleuronectiformes; Paralichthyidae
Gene: kcnn2
Product: potassium calcium-activated channel subfamily N member 2
Biological process (GO): potassium ion transmembrane transport
Cellular component (GO): plasma membrane; neuronal cell body; neuron projection
Molecular function (GO): small conductance calcium-activated potassium channel activity; calmodulin binding
Source: RefSeq, a predicted model, not a curated record